CAAUCUGCAACACAGAACAAUCUACCGUCCACCCGUCGCGACCUCCCUCUCAUCUCUCCCAAUCCUCCAUCUCCAAUUUCGAUCCAUAGCUUUUCCGGCCAAGUUCCCGGAGUUGUGUUGAACUUCAGUAUCAGUUCGAGGGUAAUGGACAAUGUAGUAGAUUCCCUUAACAAUGCCUAUCAAGAAUUUGUAGCUGCAGCAGCUAAUGUGCUUGAAACUAAAGAAAGAGCUGGUGGCCAGAAAACUGCAGAUACAGAUGCUGCACUGGAAAAUUUUAAGCAGAAAUGGGAAUUGUUUAGAGUGGCUUGUGAUCAAGCAGAGGAAUUUGUUGAGUCUGUCAAGCAGAGAAUAGGGUCAGAGUGCCUUGUGGAUGAGGCCAUGGGUUCUGUGGCUGGGAGGUCAGGGCAGGCUUUAACUGGCCUUCCGCCCAUCAGUGCUGUUCGAUUGGAACAGAUGAGUAAAGCUGUCCGGUGGCUUGUGAUUGAACUGCAGCAUGGUACAGGGACUGCUGGUGGUGCAGGACAUUCCAACAGUUCUGCUCCUUUUGAUGCUAGGUUCUCUGAGGAUGCUGCUCAAUAGAGCAAUGGAGCUUAAGAGCACCACGAGGAGAUGAAAGCAAAUGGACUUGAAUUAGGUCCGCUGAUGUGAAGGUUGCAGGCCCCAUCUUUCAUUGCCACUACCUAAUUAUGUAUAGUCAAUUAAACUGUUUGAGUAUAGACUCAACAAGGGAAUUUUUUUUUUCUUGGCUCUGGCAAAGAUGACUUAUGAAUGUACAGGAGCACAUCAAUUAUGGGUGCUUUUUCGCAUUUCUAGCCAAAUGGGAGUCAGAGUAGCCUGGUUAGCCUUUAUAAGUUCAUAACAGUUAAUUUUCUUCCUGAGCAACUUGAACAGCUGGGGUAACAUGAACAUGUUCAUUAGACAACAAUUUCUUGUCCUCUGGUUUGGAAGGCAGCAAUGACAUGUUAAUGUUCUUUUGUUUAUUUUUGUUACGGGAUGGAUAUCUUAGGAUUCCUAGUGCUUGGAUGCCUUCCUUGCAAUUCACUUUACCUCCUUUUCAAGAGGAUGGAGUGCAAGCUAUUGAUUUAUUUGGACCAAUGAAAUCAUAAGCUAAUGAAAACACUCUUAACAUCCGGCGAAGUGGGCCAUCACACUUCUCCCACUUUUACCUUUCACCCACUCUUCUCCUCCCUCCAUCUGCCAUGUUGUUCGAUUCUCUCGGUUUAUAAAGUUUCCCAUCUACCGUUUCAAAAAAAAAAAAAAAAAAGUUUCCCAUCUUUUCUGGAUCAUCCAAAUUUUUUGCCUUUUAAUUCUUUUCCUUGUUUUUAUGAUACCCUUUUGCUCCAACCUGCCUUUCCAAUUGAAUAAAGCAAUACCCAUUUGCUUGGAUUAAUUCUUUGUAAAGAUUAAUGAAUUUCAAAGAGGAAGUUCAAUUGUUGCACGGUUGUAUUGGUCAAGUAUGUGGGUUUUGUUCUCUACAUGUAUUUAUAUGAUGGGCAUCUUCUUUUAUCCUUUCACACAUUUUGUCCGAGGGAGAAUACUCACAUCAUGGACUAUUAUAUCAAAGUUUUUCCCUCCCUUUUUUUGUUAGAGGAAACCAAAUAUGUCAUAAUUUGAGUAAGUUUUACAUUCAGGGGGUAGUUUAAAUGUAGAUCAUGCCAAUAAAUCUUAGCAUUUCAUUCCAAAGCUUAAAUGCUGUUUAAAGUUGGUUCUUUCAUAUUAUCUCUUGCAUGAAAUGGUAGUCUGGUGUAGUUCACUAUGAAUUUGCUUUGCUGUCAGGGCAGAUGGGUUAAAAGUC
Rubroshorea leprosula is the source of this 1795-nucleotide messenger RNA. Lineage: Eukaryota; Viridiplantae; Streptophyta; Magnoliopsida; Malvales; Dipterocarpaceae. The record is from the annotation of a GenBank genome assembly.